Molecule: messenger RNA, 1344 nt
Organism: Fomitiporia mediterranea MF3/22
Lineage: Eukaryota; Fungi; Basidiomycota; Agaricomycetes; Hymenochaetales; Hymenochaetaceae
Exons: 1
Coding region: 1-1344 (447 amino acids)
Source: RefSeq, a predicted model, not a curated record
AUGAGCAUUAAUUCUCUUCCCUUGGAGAUACUUGGUGUCAUUUUCCACGAGUAUGUGCGCAGUGCAUACUUACGCGAUGGGGAAAUAAUUUGGGCAGUUAGAAUCUCGAGCGUUUGCCAACGAUGGCGUGACGCAGCCCUCUCACUCGGUGUAAUAUGGACCUAUCUGGACUACGACUUUCAUUUCGAGCCACGGAAAAACCUGUUAGAGAUUCUCGACACAUGGCUUUGCAGAUCUAAUGGAGCACCACUUAAUUUCUCGUUCAUUUACAACCUUGAACACUGGCGGUCUGAAGAAGAUAACGAAGUAGCCGAGCGUGCCGUUCUGAUGUUGCUCUCUCACCAGUGGCAUUGGGGGAAAGUCAUGUUCAACUGGCAAUUCAUGACGUCUCCCAGCUUUUCAGGUAUAUGGCUUACAAACAUGCCCAAAUUGACAUCGCUUAAAUUGUAUGUCAAGCUUGAUGAUGGCCGGUAUAAAGGAGGCGGACGUAUCGAUUUCUCGCAGUCUUCGAGACUUGAAUAUCUUCACCUCAAUUGUCCGAUUCCUCUAGGCGUCGGGGACAAGCCAGUGUACUUGCCAGUGGCAGCAACGAUCGAUCUCGAUCUGCAUGGCCAUUUCUCAGCACGUGCCACUGUGUCGCAAUGCCUGGAUGUCAUUGAGGCGGCUCCGAAUCUGAGGAAAUUUCGGACUUCCUCCUGUACGGUCAACGAAGCAGUGAAUUACGAGGAACGUCCUAUCACUUCGCACAACCUCCGGAUCCUUGUUCUACGGGGUGGCAAUGCUUCACUCGUAAUCAAUAAAUUGGAUCUUCCCGCUUUAAUGGUUUUGACAUGCAGAGACGGCUACUCUGGUAGUGCAGACGAACAUCUCAUAUCGUUUGUCAGACGCUCAUUGCCACCAUUAACUCAUUUGGCGAUCGGUGGCAACUGUACUGACGAAACCGCAGUUAUGAACAUUCUUCCGCUUCUGCCCCUACUUCGUGUGCUUAAUAUGGACCCUUGUACUGUUUCAGCACAGCUUUUUCUGUUCCUUUCUGCUCCAAAUAACGCUGCUGCUGCAGAGGGUUGCAUUCACAAUCCACACAAGGAGACUGUGUGUCCUGAUCUGGGAUGUGUUUGCUUCUUUAACUAUUCUGUCGUGGGGGGAGUACGUGAAUGUGCUGAUGCAUUAUGCACUAUGCUGGAGUCGCACUGGGGUGUUUUGGAGCUGCAUCGCGAUUUGGUCGAGAUUGGCAAGCCAAUUUCUGGGGCUGAUUGCAAAAGGGUGCAGCAUCUUAUCCAGAACACAGAGAACUUCCUUACUAGCAAGGGCAGAGACAAAAGGGAUCUAUCAGAUUUCUGGUAG